AUGUUUAUGGCAAGAUCUGAAUACGACCGAGGCAUCAACACCUUCUCCCCCGAAGGUCGUCUCUUCCAGGUCGAAUACUCUCUCGAGGCCAUCAAGCUCGGCUCCACGGCCAUCGGCGUAGCCACAUCCGAGGGUGUCAUCCUCGGCGUCGAGAAGCGAGUCACCUCCACCCUCCUCGAGACCUCCUCCGUUGAGAAGAUUGUCGAGAUCGACCGCCACAUCGGCUGCGCCAUGUCAGGUCUCCAGGCCGAUGCCCGCUCCAUGGUCGAGCACGCCCGUGUCGAGAGCCAGUCCCACGCCUUCAACUACAACGAGCCCCUUCGUGUCGAGAGCUGCACCCAGGCCAUCUGCGAUCUUGCUCUGCGCUUCGGUGAGGGUGCUGAUGGUGAGGAGACUAUCAUGAGUCGCCCCUUUGGUGUGGCUCUGCUCAUUGCUGGCUUUGAUGAGGAUGGUCCUCAACUGUUCCACGCUGAGCCCAGUGGUACCUUUUACCGCUACGACGCCAAGGCUAUUGGCUCUGGUUCCGAAGGCGCUCAGGCUGAGCUACAGAACGAAUACCACAAGUCUUUGACGCUCACAGACGCAGAGACCCUUGUCCUCAAGACGUUGAAGCAGGUCAUGGAGGAGAAGCUCGAUGCCAAGAACGUGCAGUUGGCCAGCGUGACCAAGGAGAAGGGCUUCAGAAUAUACACAGAUGAGGAGAUGGCCACAGUCGUGGAGCGACUGCCAGCCAACUAA
Molecule: messenger RNA, 738 nt
Organism: Fusarium proliferatum ET1
Lineage: Eukaryota; Fungi; Ascomycota; Sordariomycetes; Hypocreales; Nectriaceae
Product: putative 20S proteasome subunit (alpha5)
Exons: 3
Coding region: 1-738 (245 amino acids)
Biological process (GO): proteasome-mediated ubiquitin-dependent protein catabolic process
Cellular component (GO): proteasome core complex; proteasome core complex, alpha-subunit complex; nucleus
Source: RefSeq, a predicted model, not a curated record